CAAGCUGCAGCUGGUCUGCCGGGCAACACAUCCUCCUCAUGUCCGUCACGACUCACGAACCGGAUCCAUUAAUUGUUGAAAAUGUAGGUCUUAUAUUAUUCUAUUGUGUUUGUGUGUGUGUGUGUUCAGUGUGUCACGGUGAUUGAUUAGAGCACGUUGAACUGAAUAAUAUGGUGUGCGCAUGAGUUAUUGUUACCUAUUUCUGUUGUUGUAAAACGCCAUACCAGCAUGGAACUGUUGAAAAUCGCCAAAAGCAAUUUGCGCAAGGAAAUCAAGUGGAAAUUGUCCGAAAUGUCUGCCAGGGAAAUCGCCGAGCAAUCGAAAAUUAUCACGAAAAAAUUGAUAUCUAACCCACUGUACGAAAACAGUAAAAGAAUAUCGAUAUAUUUAAGUAUGGAUUCAGAAGUGCAAACGGCGGAUAUUGUUAAACAUAUGUUCGACUCGGGAAAACUGUGUUUCAUUCCAAAAUUCGGUCAAAGUGAAAUGUCCAUGGUAAAGGUGAAGUCGUUGGACGACGUUAAGAGUUUGCCGAAAACCAAAUGGAAUAUAUCGCAACCGGCCGACAUCGACAUUCGAGAAAAUGCCAUGCUCACAGGCGGUUUGGAUCUUAUGAUUAUGCCCGGUAUGGGGUUCACCGUUGGCGGCAAACGUCUGGGACGCGGCAGAGGAUAUUACGAUCGGUGUAUACAGACGUAUAAAGAAAUUUAUCCCAAAAACAAUCUGCAAACGAUCGGUUUAGCCUUCAGUCAACAAAUACUCGAAGACAUUCCGACGGCCGAACACGAUAUUACUUUAGAUUUAGUCAUUCGUCCGGACUCGGAUUGACGACCGACAAAAUGUUUAUAUUGUUUUUACCGUACGGAGCCUGUGAUAAUUUUGGGACACCAAACCAAAUAAUAUUUUUUAUUAUUAUUAUUAUUGUUAUCGAAAACUUUUUUUGUUUUAUAGAUAUUUACAUUUAUUUUAUUUCAUAUUAUAAAAUUAUUUUUACAAUCCGAAUUAUACAUAAUCUUAUCAGUAAUAAUAAAAUAUAAUAAAUACACUUAUUAUUUAUGCACUAUAUAAUAAUCGGUUCGCAAGAGUACACGUUCAACUUAACAGCUAAUAUAUUUUAUAUACUUGAAAAACAAUUUUGUUUAAAAAAAAAAAAAAAAAUUGAUGUGUAAUAUUUAGUAUAGAGUAUAAUGAGCAUAAACUAAGUACACUAAUAUCCAGGUAUGGCUAUAAAUAAUUAUAUAAUACAAGAAAAAUUAAAAACAUUUCAUCUAUAAUAUUGUGUAAAAAAAAAAUUACCUACGAAAUAAAAUGAUGAUUUUUAAAUCGAAAAGUUUCUAUAGGGAUUUUCUUAAUAAAAUAAUAAUAAUAAUAAUAAUAUGAAAUGAAAAAAAAAAAAAUGAGAUUAUCUCUUAAUCGAAAAACCAUAAUUUCGUACAAUCGAGACAUGACACGCAAUGAUUUUGUAAAUAAUUUAAUUAUAAUAAUUAUUAUAUUAAAUUUUAAAACAUAGUAUCGUUAUUGGUAUUAUUAAGGUUUUGAUGGUUUUUUUUUUUUUGAUCAUGGCCGUUCAGAGAGAGCCAAACAUUUUCUGUCCUCUGGUGAGCGCAAGGCUGACAGUGACUACGGACACAAUGAACAUGAACAGACCCAAGCACGCCGUGACCACGCGACACCAGCAGCGUUGUUUUUUGCUCACUUUGAUCUUCUGCAUUAACUUUUCCGCUUGUUGUGCGUCCAGAGUGAAUUGGAGUCCGCGUAACACCGCUCCGCAAUCCUGAAAUUGUAUAAUAAUUAGAUGAACAACCACAGUCUUGUAUCGUUUACAAAAAACAAUAAUGUUACUAUAUUUUACUAAUUUACAAUUUACUAUAAUUUGUGUACUUGUUUAUUAUAUGAUUUUAUUGUUAAACUGA
This is a messenger RNA of Adelges cooleyi (spruce gall adelgid), 1910 nucleotides long. It is a transcript of the gene Mthfs, whose product is annotated as 5-formyltetrahydrofolate cyclo-ligase. Gene Ontology annotation, biological process: folic acid-containing compound biosynthetic process; tetrahydrofolate interconversion. Gene Ontology annotation, cellular component: mitochondrion. The coding region runs from base 229 to 825 and encodes 198 amino acids. Lineage: Eukaryota; Metazoa; Arthropoda; Insecta; Hemiptera; Adelgidae. The record is from RefSeq and is a predicted model, not a curated record. The transcript has 4 exons. Gene Ontology annotation, molecular function: 5-formyltetrahydrofolate cyclo-ligase activity.